Molecule: messenger RNA, 1250 nt
Organism: Mercurialis annua (annual mercury)
Lineage: Eukaryota; Viridiplantae; Streptophyta; Magnoliopsida; Malpighiales; Euphorbiaceae
Product: transcription factor DIVARICATA-like
Exons: 2
Coding region: 246-1079 (277 amino acids)
Molecular function (GO): DNA binding
Source: RefSeq, a predicted model, not a curated record
UCUUGAACUUUUCUUUAAAUUCUCAUAUGAGUUUUGCUUAUUUUCUCUUAGAAAUUUAAUUCUUGCCAAAAAUAGAUUUGAUUCUUUUUUAUUCUCAAAAGUUAGGUCUUUAUUAGAUUCUUAAGUUUAUGCUUGUAAAUGAUUCUUGAUUCUCUUUAUAUUAUAUGAUUCUAAUUUCUAAAUGCAAUGUCUUUGAUUAGACUUCAAUUACAAAAACCAAGAAAAAUACUCAAUCUUUGAAAAAAAUGGAAACUCUAUUCCCAUCUUUGUAUUACAUGUCAAAUUCUGAUUGGUUGAAUAGUAGUACAAGCUCAGAGUGGACAAGAGAGGAAAAUAAAAAGUUUGAGAGGGCUUUGGCAAUUUAUGAUGAUGAGCAGGAACCUGAAAGAUGGAGAAAAGUUGCAGCUUUGAUCCCUGGAAAAUCUAUUUAUGAUGUUUUGAAGCAUUAUAGAGAGCUUGAAGAUGAUGUUAGUGAUAUUGAAGCAGGAAAAAUACCAAUUCCUGGUUAUAAUAAUAAUAAUAAUUAUUAUUAUUCAUCUGAUUUUAUAUUUGAUUGGAGUGAAAAUAGAGAUUUUGAUGAGUGUAGAAAAAAGUCUUUAGGUGGUAAAAAUGGUGAUCAAGAAAGGAAAAAAGGAGUUCCAUGGACUGAAGAUGAACACAGGAGGUUUCUUUUGGGAUUACUAAAGCAUGGAAAAGGAGAUUGGAGAAAUAUCUCAAGAAAUUUUGUAAUCUCCAAGACUCCAACACAAGUGGCAAGCCAUGCACAAAAAUAUUUCAUAAGACAGCAAAUUUCUGGAGUUAAAGACAAGAGAAGACCAAGUAUUCAUGACAUUACUACUUUCAAUCUUUCUCAUACUAAAUUCUCCGAUCACAACAAACCCGGCUCACUAGAUCGCUCCGACGCCCUUUUGUGGCAGCGAAACUCGAGUUCUAUGCAGAAAAUGAUGGAUUGUUUGAACUACUCAAAGAAUGACUCGGUUAUGUUAUUUGAUUGUGCUGAUACCAACUUUCUUGAGCCGUCUUCAAAUCAAAUAGGUUCGGCUAAUAUGAUUUUGCAGAGAUAUCGGGUUCUCGGAUGAUAAAAUAUAGGUUGUUCUUGUUCUGUAAUUUGUUUCUGUUUGAAGAAUUGAUAUUGGCAAUUAAGUACUAGUUAUUGUUUCUGAACAUAACAGAAAGAUUGUCAAAUUAUAUUCAUCAAAAAAAAGAUUGUCAAAUUAUCAUUUGAUGAAAGUGAAAAAAAAAUUAUCAUA